Messenger RNA from Lethenteron reissneri (Far Eastern brook lamprey), 2856 nucleotides. Its product is annotated as opsin-5-like. Lineage: Eukaryota; Metazoa; Chordata; Hyperoartia; Petromyzontiformes; Petromyzontidae. Gene Ontology annotation, cellular component: membrane. Gene Ontology annotation, molecular function: G protein-coupled receptor activity. The record is from RefSeq and is a predicted model, not a curated record. Gene Ontology annotation, biological process: visual perception; G protein-coupled receptor signaling pathway.
AUGGCGAACCAGUCGGACCCCGACUACGACCCUGCGGUCUCAACGCAGCACGGCGCCCUGAGCCCGGACCCCUUCCGCUCCAAGCUGUCUCCAGUGGCCGACAUGGUGGCUGGCGUCUACCUCACGUCGAUAUGUGUGCUGUCUCUGCUGGGUAACGGGCUGGUGCUCACGCAAUGCCUCAUGCGCAAACGCAAACUCAAGCCGGCGGAGAUCAUCACCGUCAACCUGGCCAUCUCUGACUUCUGUCUCUCAGUGGUGGGGAAGCCGUUCUCGGCGGCGUCCAGCUUCGCCCACCAGUGGCUCUUCGGCGGUGCCGGCUGCCGCUGGUACGGCUUCACGGGGUUCUUCUUCGGCUGCGGUAGCCUCGGCACCCUCACCACGGUCAGCUUCGAGCGCUACCUCAAGAUCUGCCACAUCGCCUACAGCACGUGGGUGCGACGCCGCCACGCGUUCCUCUGCGUGGCGGCCGUGUGGUCGUACGCCUCCUUCUGGGCCACGAUGCCGCUGCUGGGCUGGGGCAGCUACGCGCCGGAGCCCUUCGGGACGUCGUGCACCCUCGACUGGUGGCUGGCGCAGUCAUCGGCGGCGGGCCGCUCGUUCGUGCUCUGCAUGCUCUUCUUCUGCCUGCUGCUGCCCGCCGCCGCCAUCCUCUUCGCGUACGCGCGCAUCGUGGGCGCCGUGCGUCGCAGCGCGCGCGACCUCGCCCACUUCGAGCGGCGCGCGCGCGGCGGAGGAGGAGGAGGAGUGGCUCUCGAGCUGCGCAUCACCAAGGUGGCGAUGAUGAUCUGCGCUGGCUUCCUGCUCGCCUGGAUUCCGUACGCCGUGGUGAGCGUCUGGUCGGCGUUCGGCGCCCCCGACUCGGUCCCCGUCGCGGUGUCCUUGGUGCCCACGAUGUUCGCCAAGUCGGCCGCGAUGUACAACCCGCUCAUCUACCAGCUGCUCUCACGGCGCGGGAGUGGGGCGCACUGCUGCUGCUGCUGCCGCUGCCGCAAGGCUCGGAGCACGCUCAGGAGGCCCAGGUAGCUCCAGGGCGCCCCGGGUAGAUCAAGGGGACCCAAGUAGCUCAAGGAGAUCCAGGUAGCUCCACCUUGGAAUUCCCUGCCAGCGUCUUUUUCUCCCAAGCUCUGACCGUGACGAUCUUGCUCGAUUCCACAAACGCGGUGCAUCCUGAAACCGUGGUAACCGUGACGGUGCCGUUCGUUGCUGGCCGCUUAACGAUUUGUGUCAAACACGUGUUAAACAUCUCGUAGCCACCACGUUAAACACGUGUUUAACUUGGUGGCUAGGAGAUGUUAACUACAUCGCCUGGUGUGCAGGAAGUCGUGAGUUCGAUCCCGACCCUGACGACGCCUGCUGUAUAUUUGGAGUUUGCGUGUCUCCCUCAUCAUCAUCACGGUGGCUAGGAGAUGUUGACUACCUCGCCUGGUAUACAGGAGGGCGUGGGCUCGAUCCCGACCCUGACGCUUGCUGUUGUAUAUUUGGAGUUUGCGUGUCUCUCUCUCUCUCCCCCAUGGUCGCGUGGAUUUUUAUCCGGGUCCUCCAGGUUUUCCCUGCACAUUUAAAAUCAACGUCACGCGUUUAGAGUAUUUGGCUGCUAUCACAUUUCUACGUGAUGAUGAUGAUGAGCCGCUUCGUUGGGCUAUCACUUGUGGUCAGGUCGCUGUAUAGCUCAGUGGACCUUACCUGGUAAAAUGAAACUAAGUUUAUUAAUAGGUGAGUGAAAUCACCGACCCCUCCCCCCAGGGUUACUUAUGUGGGGGCAAAGGUAGAUCGUGUCACCGGGUUCGUCUGCCAGACAUCGUAGUUAAUUAACUACCACUAAACUACGAUGUAAAAAACUUAUUAAGCUUGUGCCGGAGGACCCGGGGGGACAGGCGUCUAUGACGUCUCCUGGCCAAACCCCAUUUGGCAGAGCCAGGAGACUGAAUCCUCACCCUCGGGGCUCCUCCAGAAACAACAAAAAGCCACUUCGGAUGGCUACGUGGAAUGUUCAAACGCUCACUGCGGAGUAGAGGCUGCCACUCCUCUGUCAGGAGCUGGACCGGAACCGCCUGGAUCUCUGUGGUAUUCAGGAGGUCCGGUGGACCGGCUCUGGCUCCUGCCACCACGAGGCGUGGACAGUCCUCUACUCGGGGCAGGAGACUGCCAAACAACAGGGAGUGGCUCUUCUUCUGAAUAAACGAAUGAAGGGGGCGUGGGAGCGUGGCGGUGAGGUGUGGGAAGCUGUAAGUCCCAGGCUACUUUGGGCUCGCCUUCCCAUCAACCGGAGGCGAGGAGUGGUGGUCGUGGUUACUUAUGCCCCCACCGAAGACGAAAAUCCGUAGAGGGAUGCAGGCAAGGCCGAUGAGUCAGAUGCCUUCUAUGACCUCUCGUCACAGGUGCUGGCUAAAGUGGCCCCUUGGGACAGAGUCAUCUUGUUGGGUGACUUCAAUGCCCGAGUUGGUUAUGAUGCUAGCACCCAGGUCUGGAGUGAUUGGAAGACAUGGGCCAGAUCAGCUUAAUAACAACGGUUGCUAGAUUUUUGUGCAGCUCAUCAUGAAAUACUUUUGGAGAAUUCAAAAAAUCUGGGAGCAAAGAAGCGCGGUGCUGCAAUGCGUGUUGAUGCGCUGCCCUCUGCCGCCUCUGCUGACUGCUACUGCCCUCUGCUUCCUGCUCCUGCCCUCUGCUGCCCUCUGCUUCCUGCUACUGCCCUCUGCUGCCAGCCUCUGCUGCCCGCUAACGCCCUUUGCUGCCCUCUGCCGCCUCUGCUGCCUGCUACUGCCCCCUGCUGCCAGCCUCUGCUGCCAGCUACUGCCCUCUGUUGCCCGCCUCUGCUGCAUGCUACGGCUCUCUUCUGCCCGCUUCUGCUGCCCUCUG